AUGGCCGAACUACGGGAAGGUCUUCAUCCUCAGACACAGGAGUGUUCUGGUACGAAGUCUGAGACGGACGCAGAUGAAAACUUUGAGGCCAUGCGCCACGCCGCCCUUUCAAUGUUUAAACAGCGUACCAAAGAUCUUACGAUGGUUUCAGCCCUCACCGCAGAAGCCGACCAGGUGGAACAACUAAACACACAGGUGCAAUCAACUAUACAGAAACUGCAAGAGCAGAAGGCUUCACUGGAAGCUCAGAUUGAGGCGGAGGAGCGUCGAGUCAAGCAGUGGGAAGCACAGCUGCGUGAAGUACACGGAAUGCUCGCGCAAAUGAAGGAGGACCAGACAAUGUUUGCGGGUACGCAACGCUCAUCCGAAAAAAUAGUGCUGACGUUGCAACAUUUCGUCUCACAAUACACUGAAAAGGGUGGUGACGUUUCACGUUUGCUGGAUCGAGCUCAGGAAGCGACAGGGGGGCGCACGCCUAAUGAGUGGCGCGGGGCUGCUAACGACUUGCGCAGGCGUGGAGUUGUGCUCCGCGAGCACAUUGAACAAAUCGAGAAGCAACAAAUCGUCCCUCAGGCACUCAUGGAUUUAAUUAUUGAGUGGACAAAAGGCGGGUGGAAAACAUCUCCGGAUUACUCCCCUGCGCUCUGUGUCUGUGAACAACUCGUUUUCUACGAUCCUGAACAAGACGUAAGGGAGUUGGUAGCCUCGCGGUUGCGUUGGGAUGCGGCGAAAAGCAGAACCAUAAAUGCCUCAACAGAGGGAGCAGAGACACUGGUUGAUGACGCCAUCCGUGAAUUGGAUGAACUUCUCGAAGCCGUAGCCGCCGUGGAGAGGGAGUGCGAAGAUGCUGGUCUCUGUUGCACUUCUACCUUGAAAGACAGUCUAAACGGUGUAAAAGAACAGUGGUUAAAUGUCCCACAAUCACGGCAAUUACUCAUUGAUGGUGUGAGAUUGACUGAAGUUUGGAAGAAGCAACUGGAAGAACAUGUUCUGGUGUCCAAUCUUGUUUCUGAGCGCGUGGGUACACUGAGUUCUCACAUCGAUGAAGCUGAAUCAAAUUUUCAACAUGAGAAGAAAAACUCAGAGUCUUCGAGGGAAAUGUGCAACAACCUCCAGCUUUCGUGGACCAAGGCUCUUAAUUUGGUGCUGAUGCACGAGCGGAACAUUGCGAUCCGUGAAGUGGCAAUAUGGACUGUAGAGGCGGAGUCACAGAAACUUCAAACAAAGUUGGAAUCCAUUUUGGCACUGACAGAUGCUCGCUGGGGGGCGAUCCAAGCGCAAGUAAUUCAGCUCUGUGCCGCCGUUGCUGCGGGGAAACAGGAGGCGGCAGCAGCGCAGUUGCUGUUGGAGGGCACCGCAAAGGAUUGCAAGUCAGUGUCAGAAAACCUCUCCGAACUGCAAGACACUUGUACAAAGUUUGAAGCGGAGUUGCGCCACGAGUGCGAAAUGAUUCCCGGGAGACUGCCAAUAUGCUUUACCACAGAGCCUCCACAAUCGGAGGAAGAAACUUCACAGACAGAGGAAGAGGAGGAGAAUCUCAUUCCUGAGACCACCACACGUCAGGACGUUCUGGACGAAUUGCUUAAGUUUCCUGUGGGCAGCGAUGUCGGUUUCACUGCUUCGGCAUUAGGCACUGGAUUAACUUCAACUGGGCUGGAGGUGGAGUUGUUGCGGUGUGUUGCUCAAUGUGUCAUUGCAAUGAAAAAGCAGGGACUUGAUGUUGAGGAAAAGUAUCGUGCGUGGAAGUGUCGCAUGGAUGAGGAGCUCGCUGCAGCCAAUGCCGACUAA
Messenger RNA from Trypanosoma brucei brucei TREU927, 1788 nucleotides. RefSeq lists its product as hypothetical. Bases 1 to 1788 code for a protein of 595 amino acids. The record is from RefSeq and is a predicted model, not a curated record. The transcript has a single exon. Lineage: Eukaryota; Euglenozoa; Kinetoplastea; Trypanosomatida; Trypanosomatidae.